Messenger RNA from Lactuca saligna, 2948 nucleotides. NCBI's taxonomy places the organism in Eukaryota, Viridiplantae, Streptophyta, Magnoliopsida, Asterales, Asteraceae. The record is from the annotation of a GenBank genome assembly.
AUGGGUUUUUCUUUAGUUAGAUCUAUUCGUCAAUGGUUGAUGGAGAUGGAGAGGGGAAUUGAUCCUGAUGCGUUGCUUGAUUAUGUCGAACUUCAGAUAUUUCCAAGCCAGAACAGGUAUGAGGCAUACGUAUGUAGUAGCAACAGGACACAAAAAGUAGCAUCCGGAACUUUGAAACAGUUACUACUGCAUUCACCUAGAGUAAAAGAUUUGUCCUCCAAAGGCUCAAACACAAAUUUCAAGAUUUUACCACCUGAUAACUCCAAUGAUGCUGACUGGUUUACAACAGCCACAUUGAAAAGAUUUCUACACAUCAUUGGUUCGCCAGACAUCCUUAGUAUUGGAAAUGAAAUCACUCAACUAGAGGAAACCAAAAAAUUCCAACUUUCAUUGUCUUUAAAGGCUGAAGUUGAUAUUACAUCAUCAAUCAAUUCAAAGAAUGAACUACUAAGAGCAGUUGAUUUAAGGCUCACAGCACUAAAAGACGAAUUAGCCCUUGCCUUUGACCAGGCUACUGGUGCCAGAUGCUCAACUAAGGACAUCUCUGACUUGGAAAAUUUUGCUCAUCAUUUUGGAGCCAAAGAUAUAAGGGAUUCAUUACAGAAGUUUGUAGAAAUCAACAUAUUCCCCUCACCUCAGGACUUGAUAAACAUCAAUUUCAAUAAGAAUGACAGAAAUGCCCUUGCUCCUCCCAUAAAAUACAACACCUCCCUAGCAAAAGCUGCAGAAAUUGAACGAAAAAGCUCAACAGAUGAUGGAAAUUCAUCUGUUUCAAGUGAAGAUAAACAAGCAUCUGCUGAAAGAAGUCGUGCCCCUACAAGAUCAUCUGCAACACCAAGAAGGUCAGCAUCUCCUAUGAGGCGAAUACAAAUCGGGCGGUCAGGUUCCCACCGGGCAGCUGCCCUAACUAUCAAGAGCCUCAACUAUUUUCCACCUCGUGAAAAAUUAGGGUUUCAAAGAGAUGCAGGUAGCAACAGUAGUGAAGAAGAAGAAGAAGAGGAAGAAGACCCAGUGAAACCCAAGAAGAACAAUGUAUUAAGAAUGAGUGUCCAAGAUAAAAUCAGUCUUUUUGAAAGCAAACAGAGGGACGAAAGUGUCAAUGUUCCCAAGAAAAAGACUUUAUUAAAUACAAAUACAAAGAAAGGUGUUUUGAGAAGAUGGAGUUCAGGAAUGGGUGAAAAUGCUACCCAACACCAACACCAACACCAAAACCAACAACACCACCUCCCUGAUAAUAUUAAUAUUAAUAUUAAUAAUACCGAAACUACCCCUGUCAGCACCAAAAAUGUAGCACCAGAAGCAGAGGUGUCUGUUGAGACUGCAGAAAACAUCACACAGGUGGAAACUUUAGAACCUGAAAGAGAAGGAAGCUGUGAAAAGCAUGUUGACUCCAUUGAAUGGAGUCAACAGAAGGAAGCGGAACUGAACCAGUUAUUCACAGAAGUGAUGGAGAAUAAACCGGUCAAACCUCGGAAGUUGAGUAAUGAUGUCAGCAAAAGUAAGAAAUCAGAGCAAAAAGGUGGUUUUUAUGAUCACUAUAAGCAAAAGAGAGAUGAAAAGCUUCAAAGGGAAACAGCUGGAAAAAGAGCUGAAAAAGAAGCUCAGUUGAAAGUAAUGCAACGGUUUCUUGAUGAGAAUAAUAAACUCCAGAAAACUCAAAAGAAUCCAAUUCCAUUGACAAACUCAAGAAAGGAAUCACCAAAACCUUCGGUUUUGAAAAAAGCCACACCAAAACCACCUUCUCCUUUACCUGCCACACGCAAAUCAUGGCCAUCACCACAGCCACCAAAAGCUAAAGAGGCAUCACCUUCUAGAACAACUUCUCGAAAACCUCAGUCCACGUCAUCAUCAGAUGUUCGUUCAAGUACAAAAAGUGAAAAGUCAAAGCCACGGUCAACCACUCCAAAGUCAACACCACCACCACCAGAUGUUGUUACAAACAGGAAUCUUAAAAAAACCAUCAACGAGAAGAAACAGAAGCAGCCAACAGUUACAAAAACCACAAAGUCAACGAAACCAACAAAAGUCAACAACACUCUUGAUACUGAAUCUAAACCUAGUUUUUACACCAAGGUUACAAAGAAAAACAGUGUGGUUCCAUUGGAAACAAAGCCUUUUCUUCGUAAGGGGUCUGGAAUGAAGACAAAAGUUGCGGAUCAACCUGAGGAAGCUUCUAGAAGAAGCUCUGAAAGUUUAGUAAUCCAAAGUGAGGAGAAUGAGGUUGGUAUGAUAACGGAUGUAACUGAAACCGUAGAAUUGGAACCACAGGUGGUUGAACUUAAAAGUGAGGAGGAAUUGGAAUUGGAAUUGGAAUUAGUGAGCCCCAAAAGGGUAGAAAUGUCGGAACAGGAAUUGGUGAUUUCUCCAACCGCAUGGGUGGAAGCGGAAGUGGAAGUGGAAGAAGAGAUAAUUUCAAGCCCGGUUCAGAGUGUGUCUCCGGUGAAAGCUGUUAAAGGAAGUGAUGGAAUUGGAAUCACAAGUCCAAGGAUUCGUCAUUCUUUAUCUCAGAUGAUGUUGGAGGAUAACAGUGAAGAAGGUGAUAAUGGAGAAUGGGGAAAUGCUGAGCAUCCUCCUGCUUUGGUUUACCACAAGGAUUCACCCAAAGGAUUCAAACGCCUCUUGAAUCCCACAAAAGGAAGGAGGUCAUUCUUCUCCCUUUCAACGUUUAGGGGAAGCAAGGGGUAUUGAUGUAAAAUAUACAACAUAUAGGUUAAUUAAGCUUUCUUCUUUACAUGCAUUUAUUGUGUUGUAGAAACGAUUGAUUAUGGGAUGUAUAUUGUGGUCAUAUUCCUUCAAGCAAGAAUCCUCCUUGCUAGAACGGGUAUGAUAGAGCUUCUUAUUAAUAUUUGUUGGUGGAUGUUUGAGAUUGCUUGUUUAAGGUGUUUAUUAGAUUAUUUAUAGUUUCAUAAUAAUAUUAAUAAACACGUUUAAAUGUUUGGAUGAAAUAA